Elgaria multicarinata webbii is the source of this 942-nucleotide messenger RNA. Its product is annotated as olfactory receptor 10V1-like. The record is from RefSeq and is a predicted model, not a curated record. Gene Ontology annotation, molecular function: olfactory receptor activity; G protein-coupled receptor activity. Gene Ontology annotation, cellular component: membrane. NCBI's taxonomy places the organism in Eukaryota, Metazoa, Chordata, Lepidosauria, Squamata, Anguidae. Gene Ontology annotation, biological process: G protein-coupled receptor signaling pathway. The coding region runs from base 1 to 942 and encodes 313 amino acids. The transcript has a single exon.
AUGGAGAGUGAAAACCACACCAGAAGGACACACUUCCACUUCCACCCUUUCUCAACGCUCCCCGAAGUGCAGCUGCUGAUUUUCUGGGCUUUCCUCAUUUUGUACCUCCUGAGCCUUCUGGGGAACUCGGCGGUAGUGCUUAUUGUCCACACAGAGCGCUCCCUCCACACACCCAUGUAUUUCUUCUUGGCUAACCUGGCUGUUCUGGAGAUUGCUUACUCUUGCGUCAUUGCCCCACUCACCCUGGUCAACCUCUUGUCUGUGCGAAAAGUCUCCAUCUCUUUGGCUGGCUGUGGCACACAGAUGUUCUUCUUCAUCUUCUUGGGAGGUGCAGACUGUGUCCUGCUGUCCGUCAUGGCAUACGACCGAUACGUGGCAAUCUGUCACCCGCUGCGCUACACUGUCCUGAUGAGCUGGAGAGUGUGUGUGAGUCUUGUCACUGGGACGCUGUCCAUGACUUGCUUGUUUGGCAUUCAGCUCUCUAUCCUGGUAUUACACCUUCCGUUCUGUGGCAACAAUGAGAUCAAUCACUUUUUCUGUGACUUCCCUGCUGUCAUGAAGUUAGCCUGUAGCGACACCCACGUCCACCAGACCACCCUCUUUAUUAUUAGUGCCGUAAUACUGACUGUCCCUUUCUCCUUCGUCUGCAUCUCCUAUACCUUCAUUGUGACAGCCAUCUUGCGCAUCCGCUCUGUUGCAGGCCGGCAACGAGCUUUCUCCACUUGCUCCUCCCACUUAAUGGUUGUCCUUCUGCAGUAUGGCUGUGGCAGUUUAAUAUACUUGCGCCCCAGCUCUAGUUACUCAUCGGAAGAAGGUCGGGUGGUAUCUGUGGUCUACACCUUUGUCACACCUGUAUUGAACCCCUUGAUCUACAGCAUGAGGAACAAGGAGUUAAAGAACGCGUUGAGCAAAAUCCUGAGAAAGAAAGUGCUGUCCCAAUGA